Zootoca vivipara (common lizard) is the source of this 4752-nucleotide messenger RNA. RefSeq names its product chimerin 2 (gene CHN2). Gene Ontology annotation, molecular function: GTPase activator activity. The record is from RefSeq and is a predicted model, not a curated record. Lineage: Eukaryota; Metazoa; Chordata; Lepidosauria; Squamata; Lacertidae. Gene Ontology annotation, biological process: signal transduction; positive regulation of GTPase activity; regulation of small GTPase mediated signal transduction.
GUUGGCAGGAGCUGGGACCGAGCAACGGGAGCUCACCCCGUUGCAGGGAUUCGAACCGCCGACCUUCUGAUCAGCAAGCCCUAGGCUCUGUGGUUUUCCCACAGCGCCAAUAAGGCAGCAAAACGUUCAGCACAGAUAUAACAGUGCAAUCCCAUGCAUGUUCACCCAGAGGUAACUUCCAUGCCAUUCAGUGGGGCUUUAUUCUGGGAUCUAGGUAAAUGUCAUAGCAGAGAUAGGGAACCUCAGUUCAGAAUCUGAAUGCCCUGCUAUCCAACCCGGUAGGCUUUCCACAGGCAACACCCCUCAUUUGGUACAGCUGAAACAUAGCUAUAUUAUGCAGAUGGAAGAGCCCCAUCCUCUUCUGCCCAUUUUUCCUCUUCCAGCAAAAUGGCCCCCAGCUCUCAGAAAGCUGGCUAUGGAAUAUUCAGCAUUCCUAUGCUAUAGGAUGGCAACCUGAAUGUUUUUCUUUGAAGAGUCUGCUUUUCGUAGCAAGUUUAACAUAGAGCUUAAUUUUAAGCCUUUGUUUUCAUUGCAGUCACUGAGAUGCGCUUAUAGGUUACGUUUCAGGACUAAAGACAUGGAGAGAUUUGCUUUGGCUUCUGUUGAAUCAGGGUGUACAAGAUAAGUUAGUAAACACACUGUUACACAUUUCUAGCAGUUUUUGCAUCAUGCCAAAAAAAUUUAGGCGGUAGGUAGCACCGGCUAAACAAGAGCCCAGAAACCAUGAACUCUAGUAAAAGUUAGCACAAAGGCGGAUGUCUAUGGUAAUUAUAUGUUCCAAAAUGCCAGCAGAUGCCAAGUCCAUGUUGUCUUUGCCUCUAAAACACUCAGCUCUGUUUCUCUGUAUCAACUGAGUCGGGUGAGGCUGUGCACAUCCUGGACUCAGUGUUUGGCUGGAUGUGGACCAAUAAGUUGAAGCUGAAUCCUGACGAGACAGCGGUCAUGUGGGUGGGCCAUAACCAGGUCCAGAAAUUGGAUGCCGAAGAGUAUCAGCCCCCAAUAUGGAAAUCAUACCUGUAUCAGUUACAACAGGAAGCACCUCGUCCCAAGAGAAUAAUUUGUCCGCGAGAGGUGGAGAACAGACCAAAAUACUACGGACGAGAGUUUCAUGGGAUCAUUUCUCGCGAGCAAGCUGAUGAAUUGCUUGGAGGUGUAGAAGGAGCAUAUAUUCUCAGAGAGAGCCAGCGGCAGUCUGGAUGCUAUACCCUAGCUCUCAGGUUUGGCAAUCAGACCUUAAACUACAGGCUUUUUUACGAUGGGAAGCACUUUGUAGGGGAAAAGAGGUUCGAGUCAAUCCAUGAUUUGGUAACAGACGGCUUGAUAACACUGUACAUAGAAACCAAGGCUUCUGAAUAUAUUGCAAAAAUGACGACAAAUCCUAUCUAUGAACACAUUGGAUAUGCCACUUUGCUUAGAGAAAAAGUAUCCCGGAGACUGAGUAGAUCAAAAACUGAAUCAAGAAAAGCUAGCGUAACCACAAGUGAAGAAAACGCACCAGUUGAAAAGAUCACCUCUUUGGUCCGAAGAGCGGCAUUAACACAAAACGACAACCAUUUCAACUAUGAAAAAGCACACAAUUUUAAGGUCCACACGUUCCGAGGUCCACAUUGGUGUGAAUACUGUGCCAACUUCAUGUGGGGACUCAUUGCUCAGGGAGUCAGAUGCUCAGACUGUGGAUUGAACGUACACAAACAGUGUUCAAAAUAUGUCCCCAAUGACUGCCAACCAGACCUCAAGAGGAUCAAACGAGUCUACUGCUGUGACCUCACCACACUAGUGAAGGCCCACAAUUCACAGAGACCCAUGGUAGUGGACAUAUGUAUUCGAGAAAUCGAAGCAAGAGGUUUGAAGUCAGAAGGGAUUUACAGAGUCUCGGGGUUCACUGAACACAUUGAAGAUGUCAAAAUGGCCUUUGAUCGAGAUGGUGACAAGGCAGACGUCUCUGCCAACAUAUAUCCAGACAUAAAUAUUAUUGCUGGAGCACUGAAGCUGUAUUUCAGAGAUCUGCCUAUCCCGGUUAUCACCUACGAUACGUAUUCCAAGUUUAUAGAUGCAGCAAAGCUCUCCAGUCCUGAUGAAAGACUAGAAGCUGUCCACGAAGUGUUGAUGUUACUUCCUGCAGCACACUACGAGACUCUUAGAUAUCUGAUGAUUCAUCUCAAAAAGAUUACCAUGAAUGAAAAAGACAAUUUUAUGAGCGCUGAAAAUUUGGGAAUAGUGUUUGGACCUACUUUAAUGAGACCCCCAGAAGACAGCACCCUUGCUACGCUCAAUGACAUGCGGUACCAGAAACUCAUUGUGCAAAUAUUGAUAGAAAAUGAAGAUGUUUUGUUUUAAAUGAACAAAGCUGUAAACUCAUGGCCAUCUGCUAUGAAAAUACAAGUUUAAAGGGAAAACAGAUUCCCAUAAGGAAAAAAAAUGGGUAGCACAUUAUUUUCUGCAGUGUUGCAGAUGAACACCAAAACAUUUAGUAAAAAGGGUAUGUCUUAUAGACAUACGCCUCUUUUUUAAUUAUUUAAGAAAGAACAAAGGUCAGAAGAAAAUCAUCUUGCCUUGUAUCUUUUGCCUUGCUUCCAGUGUUAAUGAUGUAGAAAGGUUACAGACUGUUCUACUGUAACUUAUUAAAGGACACAAACUUUGUAUUUUAUUUAGAUCAUUGAAGCAAAAAGGUACUUUCAACCUGAUGCUCAAAGUACUAUGCUGGCACGGUUCCUAUUGAAAAGAACUUGGUCAGCAUAGCAGACAUGUAGGAUUGUAGUUGUAAACCCUGAUUCAAGGAGGGUAAACCAUAUAUGGGGGGGACGGGGGAACAGGUUUCCCGCAUCCCUUUUCGGCAUGCAAUGAUUUCUAGAUCAUGGUAGUUAUGUGGAAAUAAGUGGCAUUGGACUUGGUGGGAUUUAUUUUCCCCAUGACAACCAUAAUGUAGCGCUCAAUACAUGCUCUCUAGUAUUUCAGUUGUGUCCCUCUUACUGAAAAUAAUGGCAAAUUACAUAGUAGGAUUGUAACAUUGUCCAUGAUCUGAUGCCAAGCAGAGCUUCUGUACAGGCAGGGACUUCCUGGUUCUCUUCUAUGAACUGUAUAAUGCCUUGUCUACAGAACAAAUAAUUUCUGUAUACAGUUGUACCUUGGUUUUUCAACAGCCUAGUUCUCGAAUGUUUUGGCUCCCGAAUGAUCGAAACCUGGAAGUUUUCAAACUUCCUUUUGGAAGCUGAACAUCCGAAGGGGCUUCCGAUUGGCUGCAGGAGCUUCCUGCAGCCAAUCAGAAGCUGCGCUUUGGUUUCUGAACGCUUUGGAAGUCAAACGGACUUCCGGAACAGAUUCCGUUCGACUUCCAGGGUACGACUGUACAUGGGGGCAUUUCUAUUUACACAGGAGAAAGAGGAAGACCCUACAUACAGGAUAUUUUAUCUUGUCCAAUAUCUUAAGGAUCAGGUUGUUUGUCAGUAUUAGUUUUUAUAGGGGUAUACGAUUUCUUUCUAAUUAAGACAUAAUUAUACUAUGUCUAAAUGGAAACAAACAUGUAUUUAAAGUAUAUUUUUACUUUAGUUAGCUGCAGGAAUUUUGUUUUAUUUUAGCAAGAUAUAAUUCAAUGCGGUGCAUUGAUGACUUCCCAUAUAAUUCUCUUAAGCAUUAUUGCUAUGGAUAUUGAAAACAUUUACCACUAGUGCAGUAUUACCCUGAGAUACCUCUUUCAUUGCAAAUGCUUUUAAUAAGACUUCAUUUCUCAUGCUCAUCUUAAUAUUAUUUGGUUUGUUAUGUUCUAGCAAUUCAUGUUCUUUGCUUUUAGAAGUAUACAAAUACAGUAUUCUAUUUAUCCACCCUCCUUCCAAAAAGAGGAGCAUCAAAGGUUUAUAAACAGACACUAGCAUCAACUACUACACAUAACACGUUUUUUGGAGUACAGUAAUGUUUAAAAUAAGUGAUGCCAGAAUAUUGGAUAUUACCUGGUCUUGCUUAAAAGUUAGCACUUAUUUAGGGUUAAUUUUGUAUUAUUAUUUCUAAAAAUCAAGUUGCAUUACUUUGCUUCUGUAUUUAUAAAAGUAAAAUUACACACUUUUCUUCAGUGUCUUCUGACAAAUUUGUUAAUAAAGGAAAGAGAGGUGAAGGAGAGAGAAUUGGUAUAUUACCAAAUCUCAUGGGGGUAUCUUUCAAAAGGCUGACCUCUCAAUGCAAUAUAAUGAAAUUCAUCCUAAUAUUAAGACUUUUUUCCCACAUGGAAUUUCCUCAUCGUGGGAUUUUUUUGUACAAAUAUUUCAAACACAAAGGUAGCAUAGUUUAUUACAAAACUGAAUUUACAAUACGAAAGACUCUAUUGAGCUCUCCUCCUGAUUUGUACAAAUCAUAAGUUUCAAAACCCAAUUAUGCUGUUUUCUGAAUUAUUUCAGGGAGCAUAGGUUUCUAUUAAAAUUGAGAUGGGGAGUGUGCAACAUGGAUAAUGAAAAAAGAGUAAAGACAAAAGGAGGCACAUGAAAUAAUGUAUAUCAGUUAUCCUUUAUAUAGGUCACCAAGGGCUAAGUAGACAGACCCAGGCUGCAGGCCAGAUGUAAGUGAGGUCUGCUUUGCUGGUACAAUGCUAGAAGGGAAUCUCCUAAGUUGUACAGAUUUCAAUUGUUGUAGGUUUAUGUACUAAAUACUGUCAUAAAAUGGUAUGGAAAUGGUUUUAUUUUGUGAAGUGAAAUAUGCUUUGUAAUUUAUGAUAGUGUAAAUGGAAAGGGGAAAAAAUAUCCCAUUAAAUGUGUUGAGACCCUGUCU